AUGGCGGACUACAACUAUGGAGGUUCCGAGGAGGAGAAUGCAGAGUUGAAGAAGCUCGAGACUGAGUUGCUCGAUGACCCGGAUAACUUCGAAACCUGGGAGAAACUGGUUCGCGCCGGCGAAGCGCUCGAGGGCGGAAUCAACCGCAACUCCAACCCCCAAGCCAUCACCACCGUGCGCAAUGUUUACGACCGCUUCUUGGCCAAAUUCCCGCUGUUGUUCGGUUACUGGAAGAAAUAUGCCGACCUGGAGUUUUCCAUCACCGGCACCGAGGCUGCGGACAUGGUGUAUGAACGCGGUGUCGCUAGCAUCUCGCCCUCGGUCGACCUGUGGACCAACUACUGCUCCUUCAAGGCAGAGACCUCCCAUGACGCUGAUGUGAUUCGAGAGCUCUUCGAGCGCGGCGCAGCCAGCGUUGGACUGGACUUCCUGGCCCACCCUUUUUGGGACAAGUACAUCGAGUUCGAGGAGCGCCUGGAGGCUUUCGAUAAGAUAUUUGCUAUCCUGGGCCGGGUGAUUCACAUCCCCAUGCAUCAGUACGCUCGGUAUUUCGAGAGGUACAGGCAGUUGGCUCAGACCCGCCCUGUGGUGGAGUUGGCGUCUCCGGAGACUUUGACCCAGUUCCGCGCGGAGCUUGAUGCUGCUGCCGGACAUGUCGCCCCUGGCGCGAAGGCUGAGGCAGAGGUUGAGCGGGAUCUGCGGUUACGCGUAGACAGCUAUCACUUGGAGAUCUUCUCUAAGACCCAAACCGAGACCACGAAACGUUGGACAUACGAGUCGGAAAUCAAGCGCCCGUACUUCCACGUCACCGAACUCGAUGAGGGCCAGCUGAACAACUGGAAGAAGUACCUCGAUUUCGAAGAGUCCGAGGGCUCCUAUGUGCGCACCCAGUUCUUGUACGAGAGGUGCUUGGUGACGUGCGCUCACUACGACGAGUUCUGGCAACGUUACGCCAGGUGGAUGGCCGGCCAGCCUGGCAAGGAAGAAGAAGUGCGCAACAUCUACCAGCGUGCCAGCUGCUUGUACGUGCCGAUCGCCAACCCAGCCACCCGUCUCCAGUAUGCCUACUUCGAAGAGAUGAGUGGCCGUGUGGAUGUUGCCAAGGAGAUCCACGACGCCAUCCUCAUCAACCUGCCCAACCACGUCGAAACGAUAGUGUCUCUGGCCAACAUGUCUCGCCGUCACGGCGGACUCGAGGCUGCCAUCGAAGUGUACAAGAGCCAGUUGGAUUCGCCACAGUCAGACUUGGCUACGAAGGCGGCACUGGUUGCGGAAUGGGCUCGCCUGUUGUGGAAGAUCAAGGGCUCUCCCGAGGACGCCCGUCAGGUCUUCCAGAAGAACCAGCAGUACUACAUGGACAGCCGACCCUUCUGGACCAGCUACCUGAACUUCGAGCUCGAUCAGCCCACGAGCGCGUCCACUGAGAAUGUCCAGUAUGAGCGCAUCAAGCAGGUCAUCGAGGACAUUCGGUCCAAGAGUACCCUCCCGGCCGACGUGGUGCGGGAGCUGGUUCAGAUCUACAUGGUCUACCUCCUUGAACGUGGCACCAAGGAUGCUGCAAAGGAGUACAUGACCCUGGACCGUGAAGUGCACGGUCCGGCGUCCGUGUCGAAGAUGAAGGCCGCGGAAGUGGUGCAGCUGCCCCCAGCUCAGCCGGUUCCGUCGGCGACGCCUGUGGCGGAAGUUGUGGUCCCAACCCCCCCGCAAGCUAACCCCUACGCCUACUAUCAGCAGACACCGGUCAACGGUGGCAUGUAA
Molecule: messenger RNA, 1758 nt
Organism: Aspergillus luchuensis
Lineage: Eukaryota; Fungi; Ascomycota; Eurotiomycetes; Eurotiales; Aspergillaceae
Product: putative mRNA splicing protein (Prp39)
Exons: 4
Coding region: 1-1758 (585 amino acids)
Biological process (GO): RNA processing; mRNA 5'-splice site recognition
Cellular component (GO): commitment complex; U1 snRNP; U2-type prespliceosome
Molecular function (GO): protein binding
Source: RefSeq, a predicted model, not a curated record